This is a messenger RNA of Kogia breviceps (pygmy sperm whale), 2925 nucleotides long. Lineage: Eukaryota; Metazoa; Chordata; Mammalia; Artiodactyla; Physeteridae. The record is from RefSeq and is a predicted model, not a curated record.
UGAGACUCCCCGUAAAAUGGCUCCAGGUGCCCGACACCCAACCUUUGUUCCUCCUAAGAACAAACCGCACGUUUCACGGAAGGGCUCCUACAUGGCUUCCAUGCCUUCCUCUCCCAACAGGUGGUCUGAGCCCCUGUCCGGGGACCUGUGCCAAUGACCCUAGUGGUGGUUUCGCUUUCUUCUCUCACGGCGGUGUGAACGUGUGUCCGCAGCGUGAUGGGCAACCAGGUGGAGAAACUGACCCACCUAAGUUAUAAGGAAGUUCCCACCGCCGACCCGACGGGCGUGGACCGGGACGACGGGCCCCGCAUCGGGGUCUCCUACAUCUUCUCCAAUGACGACGAGGACGGGGAGCCGCAGCCGCCGCCCCAGGGGCCGGAUGGCGGUGGCGGCGGUUUGCCCGACGGCGGGGACGGGCUGCCGCUGCCCUCGCCGCAGCCCUAUGACCCGCGGCUGCACGAGGUGGAGUGCUCCGUGUUCUACCGCGAAGAGUGCAUCUACCAGAAAAGCUUCGCGCCGGGCUCCGCGGCGCUGAGCACCUACACGCCCGAGAACCUGCUCAACAAGUGCAGGCCUGGCGACCUGGUGGAGUUCGUGUCGCAGGCGCAGUACCCGCACUGGGCCGUCUACGUGGGCAACUUCCAGGUGGUGCAUUUGCACCGGCUGGAGGUGAGCAACAGCUUCCUGACGGACGCCAGCCAGGGCCGGCGCGGCCGCGUGGUGAACGAUCUAUACCGCUACAAGCCGCUGAGCCCCAGCGCCGUGGUGCGCAACGCGCUGGCGCACGUGGGCGCCAAGGAGCGCGAGCUGAGCUGGCGCAACUCCGAGAGCUUCGCCGCCUGGUGCCGCUACGGCAAGCGCGAGUUCAAGAUCGGCGGCGAGCUGCGCAUCGGUAAGCAGCCCUACCGGCUGCAGAUCCAGCUCUCUGCGCAGCGCAGCCACACGCUCGAGUUCCAGAGCCUGGAGGACCUGAUCAUGGAGAAGCGGCGCAACGACCAGAUCGGUCGCGCCGCGGUGCUGCAGGAGCUCGCCACGCACCUGCACCCCGCCGAGCCGGACGUAGGCGACAGCGACGCCGCGCGGACUACGCCGCCUCCCGGGCGCCCCUCCGCGCCCGCCCGGGAGGAGGGGGACCGAGAGGCGGUGGUUCACUGACGGGCGAGCUGAGAGCGGAGCUGUGUGAGGGAGCUGUUUGUAGCCGCCGCCGCUCCCUCCCUCCUCCACCACCUUCUGGGCCCCAUCUGGGCUCCUGGGCCAUGUGGAAAACGGAGAGUUGGCGAAAAGCGCAGCCAGCUGUGGCUUGAGUUUGUUAUCUUGCACGGAGGAGGAGGAGGAGGAGGGAGCAGGCAGGAGCACUCGGCCGGCCGGGGCGCUUCUCGGCUUCUUGCCCGCCGGCUCAGUCUGCCUUCCUUUUCCGAGGUGAGGCGCACUGUGCACUUGCCGGACGCUUAAUCCUUGCUGGACUUGGGUCCCGAAAUCGACGCCUCUUAUACACUUAGGGGUGGAGAAAAGUUCAGAGUACCAGUGCCUGCUGUUGCCUUCCGCCCGCUUCCCCUCCUACCAUGGGCUUGGAGGAUGCCCUGUAGUAAAGCCAGAGCAGGUCUGUGGUGGUGCUACCUCCAAAGAGCAGUGUGAGGGGUCUGGGAAGCUGGGGUGAUUUAUCUUGUGUUUUUUCUGGGGUGCAAGGCUGGUAAAACCAGGACCAGGUCUGGGAGCUGCAGACUGAAAUCAAGCAGCCCCCUGUGAAGUGUAACAAAUAGUUGAGUACACUUGGGCUACAAAGCAAAGAUUUUGCUACUUGCCCCCUUCCCAUCCCCAAGCGAUCUGUUUUCUGGAGCUGGCUUCCAGCUGAGUCUCCUGGGCCAUCGCCACUUCCCAGGUUACCUGUAAAUCGUUGUCAGGGGCCAGCUAAAGGAAGGAUUCAGGUUUGGUUCUGUUCUGCUGCCUUUGUUUCUCGCUUGCUAUUGUAGGCACUUAGAGCUGCGGUAUUUGUUAUCAAAGGAGGGAAUAGCCCUUUGUGUCUCUGAUCUAAUUAAGCCUGCUUGGCCAUCCAUGUUCAUCCCCAAGUCACACGGGAGGUUGGCUGCUGCCACCCCAUAAGGUAUCCACUACAGAAACAGCCAAACAGGGUUGCCCUGGCAGGAAUCAGUCAGUUUCCUGUCCAUUUCCCCACCUGUCUCUCUUCCUGAAUAGUGAAGGUAACUUUUUUUUUUUUUUUUUUUAAUUUAAGGCUUUGGUGUGGUGGUCCUGUGAAUUUUUGUUUUCCUUCACUGCCUCAUCCCCCUCACUCAGUUUUGUUUCGCUGGUGGUAAAAUCUUAGGCUUGAGGCAUAUUUCAGUGAUAGUUGUUUAUUUUGCUAGCCACACUCGAUGCAACUUAAUUCAAGAUGUAAAGUCUUGUUAUAUUUCUGCAGUCUUCUUGUCGCUUGGAGAACACUCCUUCAGAAUGCUUUCUCAGUGAAGAGGGGUGACAGCAAUCAUAAAUAAAUGCAACCUGGUGUAGUCAGCGCCAGAUCUGGUGACAGUACUGAAGCAUGGAUUGGUGAUUGUGGGAUCUGUCCGAAGCAGGAUGGCUGACACUAUUUGAAUCUGCUGCUGUGUUUGCUUUACUCUGAGGCUUUAAAAAAUGUGUACAAUCUGUCCUUUGUUUUCAUGUGAGCUCUUUAAUGAUGUGUGCCCUUGAUUUCAGAGUCCUCUGCUGCACAUUGGCAUUGCUAAUGCUGUCUCAAAAGUUAAGUAAAGUUUCUUUUUUUUCUCUUGGGAAUCAUUAUAGAUUACACUGAACAGGUCAUUUUGUGACCCAAUUCUUACAGCUGGAGUAGACUCAUACUUGAGUGUUCUACAGUGGUGGCCAUCCUCAGGCCUCCUGCCUAGAGAUCUUUAAAUCAAGGCAGCAAAACUUGAAGGAUUUCCUUGUACACGUACU